CCCAGCCAACACGCAAUGUUGUGAUGACAAAAAAUACCUGGCCGUGUGGCAGAUCAGAAGGUCAGGGACUUCUUCUGCGGCCAAGUGAACUGCCAACUGCCCACUGCCCACCGAGCCCAAGAGCGUUGUCUUCUCAGCUGUCGUCGAAGCUUGAAAGAAAAAUGUCUGGCGAAGAAAGGAGCAUUCCUAUCUACACUGUCGAUGCCUUCACGGGCGAACCAUUUGCUGGUAACCCUGCUGCGGUUUGUUUACUGGAUUCAGAGUCGGUUCUGAAUGAUGAAGAAAGGCUGAAGUUGGGUGCAGAAAUGAAUCUCUCAGAAACCUCAUUUGUUGUCCCUCAGAAUGGGGGCGAUUUUGUGAAUGGCUCUAAGUUUGGUUUACGUUGGUUCACCCCAACGUCAGAGGUAGAUCUUUGUGGCCAUGCUACUUUGGCAUCUGCAGCUGUACUCUUCUUUGAUAGGGGAAACAAAAGUGAACGGUUGGAGUUUGCUUCUCGGAGUGGACCUUUAUAUGUGACAAAAUCUGGCAACAAGAUGUCUUUGAAUUUUCCUUUGAACCCCCCUUCCCCCAGGGACCAAGACGAUAUAAAGAAUUUGUUAAAGAUUAGUGUUGGUGACUUGGGACUUAUUCAGGAUGUGCAGCUCAGUAAUACAACACGGAAACUUCUGAUACGGCUAAGAGAUGAUGUUACCAGGGAGGCUCUUGAAAAGCUAGAACCUCUGAUAGGGCAAAUGGUGCCUACCUACAAUACAGGAGAAAUCAAAGGAGUUGGCAUCACAAUCAAAGGCUCACGUGAAAAUGGCUGUGUGGACAGGGAUGGCAAUGUCUACGAUUUUGUGUCGAGAUAUUUUGCGCCUUGGCUUGGAAUCCCAGAGGACCCAGUCACAGGUUCAUGGCACACGGUGGCCGGUGCUUACUGGGCAAAGGAAUUAGGGAAAACUGAGAUGUAUGCUCGGCAGUGCUCUCGGCGAGGUGGAGAAAUGUGGCUGAAAGUGGACCCUCAACGAGUGACCAUGUCUGGUCAAGCUGUGAUUAAUUUGAAAGGCACCUUUUAUCUGUAAUUUGUAACCAGCCUGUAUAAAAUAAUGUUAUCUGAGAUGGAUCGUUUACCAGUUUCCACUGGUAUUACUGCGAGCAAGAUAACUUUGGGCUGUCAUUCAUCAUCAUAAAGGGAUGUAUCCAGGGCUGUCCACUCUGAAUUUUGCACUUCAGGAAGAUUAAGGGUCAAUUUCAGGUAGUGUGGCCAAAAAUCAGAAAGUACAAAUACAAAGAAAUGAAAGAAAAAAAACAUUUCCCCCGUACAAAUAGUUAGUUGCCACUGAGUGGAACUUGCUUUUAGUGACAUUAUUAUGUGAUUAUGUUUUUUGUAUGCGUUUGUGUAUGUGCUUGGGUGUGCAUAAGUGAAGGUGAAAAUGUUGAUGCAAUGAAAUGUGUGGGUUUAAAAAAAAAAAAAACAUUUAUGGGCCAUCGUUCAGGGUACCUAAUAAUUAAUAUUGAAUGUGGAUUUGAGUGCAGGGUGACUGCCAAACUGAAUUCAGAAUCCGUCACCCGUGCCAAAGGAACUCAAUAUUUAAACAUAUUUUUUUACAAUGAGAUGUGAUUUUUCUUUCUUGAUCAAUGCACAAAUUUUUCAGCAGCCCCAAAGACUUGAAGGAAGGCAGAAAGAAUAACUGAAUAAUAGAAUUGAUGAAUAUAUAUUCGCUAUAGUGACUAGCCAGAUUUUAUCUGAAUUGUGUAUGAAAAUGUAUUGCCUACUGACCCGCAAUAAACGCAUAGAGGGCCGAUGGUCGAGUGCAGGAAAGGAGCAAUCUGGCACGUUUCUGUUACAACUUGUUUAUGAAAUCCAGUCUUCAGUACCAAGGUUCUCAACAAGGGGUAAAUCUACACUGAGGUUGCCCUCUUACAUAGUCAGGAGGGUAAAUUGGAUGACUUAGCAUAUUUAUAGACAUAUUUCCUUUCCAGUUAGUUUGGGUGCCAUUUGUAUUCAAAAGGCGUAUUGAUUGCUCAGUUGGUAUCAUGCAGGGUGAAAGAAGGAAUAGAUAGCUGUGGUUCGAAAACACAGUGAGGCAUUGGUGAACUUCAGUUGUUAGGGGUGUUUUGUAGGCUCUCCAUCCACUUGGCUCUGUCAUAGUGAAGAUGGGUGUUGAAUUUGGAGAUUCUACAGCUUAAAAGACCUUACUGUCUUUACAUGUAUAAAGGCAAACUCAUUCUAUAAAUAGAAAUUAUACCCAUAUCUACUCUGAAUCUGAUCUGAAAAGGUGUAAUCUAAGCUCCAUACAACGUGUUUUCAUUAUUGACAAAAUUUGUUUUAACUUUCAUCACCUGGGAACUGAGUGAGUAAAAGAAAAAUGAAUGUCCAACUAUUUUCCCAGGCUGUGUCCACGCGUGAGUACCAGGUAUGAGAGUCACAGGCUCUAAUGUAUAGGGUUGUAAAUGAAGGAAGUUCAUGUGUCGAGCAGCCUGACUUAUAUUGUUGUAUUCCUGUAUCCUCUUGCUCCUUUUUUUGUUGCCUGACUGUUAUUUACAAACACUCCCACAAGUUGAAAGGUGGGGUAUAGGGAUUCUUUGUUCUCAUUCUAAUACUACUAAAAGUAAGGGAUUAACGGGAGGAGUCGAUUUUGGGUCAAGCUAUGCAAAUUGAGAUGUUGGCUGAUUCUUGAAUUUAAGGUCAACGAGUUUUCUGUCUAAAAAUAGCAAGGAGACAAUUGAGAAAAUCGUUAUUCACGUGGUAAAUUGCCUUUGAAUUUAGGAGGAUGGGUCAAAAUGUGUAUUUCCACAAUAAUUGUCUUUUUUCUCAAACUGUCAUUUUUUUGCAGUUUUCCCCUAUUCCUUCCUUAGUUUUCAUCCCUUUGACUUGAAACUAUUCGGAAACAUAGGUGGCAUGGCUGCUAUUAGUACUAGUGCAACACAGAGAUAUUUGCGAAAAGAUUAACUCUUUUCCAUUGACAACGGAUUAUGUAACCAAAAUUUAGAAAAACUCUACGUAAAUUGGGAAAAUUCUCAUAAUUUUUUAUUUUUUUUUAACACUUAUUUAAAAAUACUCAGGUACAAUGAUAGGGAUGGGUUCAGAUAUAUUUUCACCAAGUUUGGUCAAAUUUGUUCAAUCAAUAAGAAAGCUGUAGGGAUUUGAAAUUAGUUGUUUAUUUUAAAGAUGGCGGCCGUUCCCAUAGCAAUCGUUGUAGCGAUGCAAAAAUAAAAGUAUGUAUGAAAAGGUUUUUCUAUGCCUAAUUUAUAUUAUAUUUAAAUUUGACCUUGGGCAACAAACAGAAAAGGGACCUCGAGAGUCGCUCCUUCCGUUAAGGCCGUUUUCAACUCUUGUGUCAAAAGUUUACUCGGAUAAUUUGUUUGCAAAAGUUACAAUGUUAAGAUUAUUAAUUGCAUGCAACGUCACCUGUUGUGUUCACAUCCUGAACAUUUCUAAAGGAGGUAAACCCUGGUGAAAUCUACUGUACUUGAAAUAAAAGACGUAUUUUUCUAA
Molecule: messenger RNA, 3478 nt
Organism: Aplysia californica (California sea hare)
Lineage: Eukaryota; Metazoa; Mollusca; Gastropoda; Aplysiida; Aplysiidae
Product: phenazine biosynthesis-like domain-containing protein 1
Exons: 10
Coding region: 24-1061 (345 amino acids)
Biological process (GO): biosynthetic process
Cellular component (GO): cytoplasm
Molecular function (GO): isomerase activity
Source: RefSeq, a predicted model, not a curated record